GAGAGUCAGAAAGAGUCAUCAUUCCGUCAUUGUUGUAAAUGUUUUUCUUCAAAAAUCUUCAAUACUGUAUGUAAUAAUUUCUACCUGCAUAACUUAAAAGGAAAUACAUUUAGAAGAGGUCAAGUAAAUUCUUUUCUAUAUCACUUUAGACUGUGUUUCUUCAAAGUAUUACAAGAAUGGAGGUACAGGGUCCACGUCUUGCACCUUUAUCUGAUAUUGGUAACAUGGCUGAGAAUUGGCAAGAAUGGAAAAAAAGUUUUCAAGUAUAUUUGAAAGAAAAUGAUUGUAAUACAAAGUCACAAGAUUUAAAAGUAUAUAUUCUGAAAGAAAAUAUAGGAAAAGUUGGACUGAAUGUUAUACAGAACAUAAUUUUAAAAAACCCAAAAGAUGGCAAUGAUAUGAAUAUUUUAUUAGAAAAACUUGAUGAUCACUUUAAACCUCGUGAAUCUGAAGUUAAAAUACGAUACAACUUUUUUAAAAGAUCCCAAAGAAAAAAUGAAUCUAUUGAAACUUAUAUUGAAGUAUUGCAGGAAAUAGCAAAAAAAUGUAAUUUUGGACACUUGACAAACAGUCUUAUUAGGGACAAAGUAAUUUUAAAUAUAAAGGAUGAAGAACUUCUGAAAGUACUGAUGACAAUAGAAUACCUUGAUUUGUUCAAAUUAGUGGUUCAUUAUAAUUUGUAUAAUAAAAGAAAAAAUAGUGAGACUUCUACGAAAGAUAUGGCUUCUGUUAAUAAUGCUCAAGUUAAGAAUAUUGAUAAUGAAAAUGCAAAGGCAACUGAAACAAAAAAACAAUCAGAGGAGAUAAAUAAAAUAAGCAGGACUGAAGGUCAUAACAAAAAGAUACACUCUUACAGUAAAAAUAAUAAUAAUCAGGUUACAAAUACUGUGGAUAAAAGUUGUAAGUCAAAUAGUGCACAAUUUAGGAAAAAUUGUUGGAAAUGCGAUCAAAAACAUCCUCUGAGAUGUUGUCCUGCUUGGGGAUUCAAAUGUGGAAAGUGUGGUGAUCAUAAUCAUUAUACUCAAUGUUGUAGAAUGUACGUUCCAAAAAAUGAAGAAAAAAACAUGAAUACAAACAUAAAUGCAAACAUCCAAAUGAAACAGAAAGAAGAUCCGAAGCUUAGCUCUGCAUAUUAUAACAAUGUAAGAUCACCUGCUCAGCCUUCGUAUUUUGCAACAUCAAAUUUGUGUCCUACUCCUACUGCACCACCACUUCAUGAAGUUGAGAAUGAAUUAUAUCCAAACUUAAAAUAUAUGAAGAAUUCAAAAGGCAUAUCGCAUUUAAAUGUAUUAGAAACUCGAGUGUCAAAAGAAAAGUUUCAGAAGAAUGAAGCACCACAGCUUCCGAAAGUUCAAGUAGAACAGUACAAUCGUGAAGUACAAAACAGUGAAACUGUGAAGGUUGAAGACCAUAAGAACCACUUCACAGCCCGAACCCCAAAAAAUGACUCAUGCAGAAUAGCAUAGAAGUAGGUAUCGCGUAUCAUUGAAGGCAAAGAUGAAAUGUUAAUUUGGUUGUUUAUAUUUUAAGUUGUACAUUUGACAAUAGAAUGAAGAAACAAAAUAUACGUCUAUAACUAUAUAUAUCGACAACAGUAAAUAAAUUUUAACUUUGAUAUACAACAUACAACGUUGUUACAUUGGUCCCUAAAUUAAAUUAAAAUCGAUCACUACGAACAUUAAAAAAAAAAACAAAUGGCACGUUACAUGAAUGUUAUGUAUCCUUUUUUCAUUAUUUAUGGUCAAUUUCAAAAAGUUAACUAAAACUACAUGCGUAUAGUUUUACCUUUCCGCUCGUCACUAAUUAUGGAUAAAAUUAAUGAAUACAUUUAUUAUUCACAUUUUAAGCAGA
This is a messenger RNA of Dufourea novaeangliae, 1851 nucleotides long. Its product is annotated as protein PFF0380w-like. The coding region runs from base 177 to 1466 and encodes 429 amino acids. The transcript is spliced from 8 exons. The record is from RefSeq and is a predicted model, not a curated record. NCBI's taxonomy places the organism in Eukaryota, Metazoa, Arthropoda, Insecta, Hymenoptera, Halictidae.